AAUUGCGGUAACCGUGCCACGUCAGUUGUUCAUUUUCAAUGAUCUUAAAAGCCGUCUGCUUUGAGAACUGGGGUUUGCCACUCUCAGAAGCAACUCUGGAAUUCAAGUGAAUACAUAAUUUGGUAUUUGGGUAAUGGCUUAUAUCCCUCCACAUAAGAGGCAUUUGACGGAUGCAUCCACGCCAUCCCCUACUCCAGAUUUUCUCGUUCCUCAAUUUAGUAAAAAUCUAAAUCUGAGCUCAUCUGGAUCUAAUGUAGAUAGGAGGAAGGAGAAACGAGCUUUGAAGGAAAGGAAAAUUGUUUAUGCGAACCAUUCAUUAUCUAGAUGGUGUGUUGUUGGUCUGACAGAUGAUAAACAGUUUCCUGCUUAUGUUGGUCUGGAGCCGACUUCCUUGGGAUCCAUUGAGCGCAAAACAGGAGAGAAGCCGCUAACUUUAGUUGAUAGUCGUCGAGGAAAAGAGAAUAGUGAUGCAGGAGGAAACAUUUCAAAAAGCCCAUGGGUAUAUGUGGCAGAAAAUGUUCAACAAGACCUACUUUCUUAUUUUGAAAAUGUGAGGAAUGAGAUGGAGGUCAACAAUGUGGAAGAAGUAAAACCAUCACUGACUGCUAAAUUUGGAAAAAUUCUUUUUCAUGGUGACCCUUCAGUUGGAACAGAAUCUGUUAGGAAGAAUUUAGUAACAGAAGUCAAAUUAAGACAAUUGAAGAGGCAAUUUUAUACAAACGUGCCAUCUUCUUAUGUCAAAAAUAUUAUAGAUGGAGUUGUACCAAAGAUUGGAGUCAAUUUUGAGGAGGAAAAGGAGUUAUACCAAAUAAAGUUGUCUGACAUCACCAGACCAGAUUCCACGAUUUCAUGCAAAUGCUCUGUAACUCAAGAUGAAAAAAAGCUCAAACUCUAUAAGAUUGAAUUAAAUCAAGUUCGUCAUUUGGUCAUAGACAUAUCUUGUCUUGAUAAGAAUCUUGACCUGAGGUUGAUGCUAUCUACCAAGAGGAUCUUAACAUCUCUGACUGAUGACGAGAAGCAGAGUAUAAGCAAUCUGAUUAGCUCUGCCAUUCUCGAUCCAGAUGUGAAGGGUGGGUUGAGAUGGCCCUUUGGGAAGGAGUCUUCUGGAGAUCGAUACAGUGUUAUUGGUGUCUGGCACAUCAAAGCUAAAGCUUAUACAAACUCAUCAGUGAGGCUUAGAGUGAGGGAUGCCGAUCGAUUUGACUUCAGGUCAUCAGCAGGGGAAGUGGCAAGGGAAAUUACUCUGAAGAUGACAGGAUUAGUAUCACAAUUACGGCUUGAUCAACCUGAGCAUAACCCAUACAUUUUUCUCUAAUCCGGGCUUAACUUGAUUUUAACCUGAGCUUGGGAAAAAGUUUGGGUUGAGCUUGGGUUGGGCUUUCGGGCAAAUGUGAUCUUUUUGUGGGUGGAACUUGGGUUGACUAUCGGACUUAUCCUGCUCGAGUUGUGCCCCUCCGCUUGGUUUACCAUUUUGUUUCCAUGGAAUGCUAAACCCACCGGAUUUGCUGCUAAUCUGUAAUUUCUUCAUGGCCUUGUUGGGUUUCAAUUUUCAGGAACAGAAGGUUGAAGUGGAGUCAGUUUCUGAUCAGCUUAAAGACACCUUAAAACUGGUAUGGGACCAUUUCUUAAGCUCUGCUUGUUCGUUCACUUGAACAGUAGUAUGUGAUGGAUUUUAAGUCUUUCCUCCUCUUUGUUCUUGUAAAUUUUUCGGAGUCUGUCUUUGAGAAAGAUGUAAUGUAAUUGUAGAAGAGAAGAUUAUUACACUUUUAAUUUGGGUUUUAGUAUUGUUGUGCUUGAUGCGAAUAUCAGAUUGUUUUCCCUUCA
Molecule: messenger RNA, 1824 nt
Organism: Vitis vinifera (wine grape)
Lineage: Eukaryota; Viridiplantae; Streptophyta; Magnoliopsida; Vitales; Vitaceae
Exons: 8
Coding region: 134-1315 (393 amino acids)
Source: RefSeq, a predicted model, not a curated record